This is a messenger RNA of Arctia plantaginis, 2433 nucleotides long. NCBI's taxonomy places the organism in Eukaryota, Metazoa, Arthropoda, Insecta, Lepidoptera, Erebidae. The record is from the annotation of a GenBank genome assembly.
AUGAAGCCACGUAUAGACUUUGAUGAAUGCCUUAGGGAUUCACCCAAGUUUAGGGAGCAGCUGGAAACUGAAGAAGCUAGUAUAGAAGCAUUAGAACAGAAACUUGAUAAAGUGCUUAAAGCAUGCUCUGUUAUGAUAGAGUCUGGUAAAAUUUACAUGAGUCACAGAGGGACCUUUACAAAUGCACUAUGGGACUUAACUGAAUGUUUCUCCGAGGACCCACCAGUGAUGGCCAAUCUCAACAGGAUGAUUCAUAGUCUACAAGAGAUGAACAAGUUCCACUCAAUUCUGCUGGACCAAGUCUCAAGGACUGUACUCAAGAAUCUCACUGCUUUUAUCAAAGUAGAUAUAAAAGGAGUCAAAGAAAGUAAAACACACUUUGAAAAAAUCUCAAAUGAGCUGGACACUUCAUUAAUUAGGAAUUCACAGGUAUCGCGUCACAAACUGAUUGAGAUAGAGGAGGUUGUGAAUCUCUUAUUGGCAACGCGAUCAUGUUUCCGUCACACUGCUCUCGAUCACGUGCAGAAAAUCACGAUGCUGCAGGCCAGGAAGCGCCACGAAAUCAUCGCUACGUUCGUGUCGUACCUGCAAGCGUGCUGCACUUACUACCAUCAAGGUGUGGAUUUGUCGGAAGACUUAGAGCCAUUCCUUAAGUCAACAGCUGUAGAGAUAGCAGCAAUGCGUAACGACACAAAAAUACUCGACAAGGAGAUGGAGAACCGCCAUACCAUAGUAAAUAGCAAGGAUACUGUGCUACCCAGCUGUAAGGCUAACGCAGCCGUAGGAGAUAGCAAAGAAGGGUUGCUAACUACCCCUUGCCUUAAAAACCUGCCUAGAAUGCAAGGGUAUCUAUUUAAAAGGACUUCCAACGCAUUCAAAACCUGGAACAGGAGAUGGUUCUAUUUAUACGAUAAUCGUCUUGUAUAUAGGAAAAGAACUGGUGAGCUGAAUGUCACGGUAAUGGAAGAAGAUUUAAGACUUUGUACUGUAAAGCCAGUGCACGAUGGAGAAAGACGUUUUUGUUUCGAAGUACUGUCGCCAUCAAAGAGUCACAUGCUUCAAGCAGACUCUGAGGAAAUGUUAAACUGCUGGAUAGCAGCGUUACAAAACGGAAUCCGUUCUGCCAUACAGCAAGGUCAAAGUCGAGAGAAUCCUGAAUCACAACUCAUAUUAGUUCCUGAUGAUCGCCCACCGUCCGAUAGACACAACGUUGCCAAUGCUGGUAUGAAGAAGAUCAGGAUAUGGGAACAACUUCUUAGCAUUCCUGGCAACAAUUACUGUUGCGAUUGCGGUAGCCCUAAUCCUCGGUGGGCGAGCAUCAACCUCGGCAUAACACUAUGUAUAGAAUGUUCCGGUAUACAUCGGUCUCUAGGCGUGCAUGUCAGUAAAGUUAGAUCUCUUACUUUAGACGACUGGGAACCUGAUAUUAUUAAGGUUAUGGCUGAGCUUGGCAACCAGAUUGUUAAUUUGAUCUACGAAGCUAAUACAGAGGGUACAACUAUCACAAGAGCAACACCGGAUUGCGAAACCUGUGUCCGCGAGGGGUGGAUCCGUGCCAAAUAUGUGAGCCGGCAAUUUGUGAAGGACUUGGUGGGCAGCAGCGGCGCCCUCUCCGCGCCGUGCGGCGACUCGCCGCUGCGCGCGGGCCGCCGCUGGUCCGUGCGCCGCGCCAGGCGCAGAGUCCGCACCACGCCCUCCGUGCCGGAAACAAUAACCGAUGAAAAGAGUGAUGCCAACAGCAACACAAGUGUUUCAGAGAGUUCGAGUAAGUCGGAUGGUAGUCCGGUUUUGUUGAUAGGCAACGAGUUGGCGAGCGAACGCGGUAUUGAUCUCAGUCUGCCGUCAGAUCAUGAUUCUACAGAAGGCGAGGAUAGCGAUGAAUUAGUGGCCGAGGACAUGUCGCGGCUGUCGCCGGACGCGGUGCUGCAUCUGGCGGCGCGCGCGCACAACGUGGCCGUGCUGCGCGCCGCGCUCGCCGCCGGCGCCGACGUGUGCGCCACGCGCCACGCGCACCGCACCGCGCUGCACGCCGCCGUGCUCAGCGGAUCCGUAAUGGCGUGCUCGUUUCUGCUUCUCAACGGUAGUAAACUUAACGUUCAGGACGAGGACGGCAAGACACCGUUACAUCUGGCGACGGAAGCUGGACACACUGGACAAGUUUGUUUGCUACUGCGGUACCGUGCAGACCAGUCCAUGGUAGAUAAGGACGGCCAAACGCCGCUCGACAUCGCCGUGGCAAACGCAAACGCUGAUAUUGUUACUUUGUUGCGGCUCACGAAACUGAACGAAGAGAUGCGCGAGAGCGAGAUGUCUUCCAACGACGACACGUACAACGAAGUGUUCCGCGACUACACGCAACUCGCGCACUCGCACCCCGAGCGGCUCGUGCGCGCCAAGCUCAACAACAACGAAGGUGAACAGCAGAGUGAAUGA